Cydia pomonella (codling moth) is the source of this 1506-nucleotide messenger RNA. RefSeq lists its product as uncharacterized. Bases 724 to 1140 code for a protein of 138 amino acids. The transcript is spliced from 3 exons. Lineage: Eukaryota; Metazoa; Arthropoda; Insecta; Lepidoptera; Tortricidae. Gene Ontology annotation, biological process: septate junction assembly. The record is from RefSeq and is a predicted model, not a curated record.
UUCGCCAUGUAGUAAACGGGUUGGUUUUUUGAUCCCAAACUUAUGGGUCGCCAGCAAGCCCGGUUCUCCAUACAAACGUAGUAACACUCUCGUUUUAAAACGACUCGCUAAAUUGCUCUGAAACCUUAUACUUACAAUAGGUUAAGGUAUUACUUAUUUAAAAAAUACACGGACUUUAAGUUUUUCAUACAAAAUUUGUUUUUGCUCUAUUUUGUUUGUUUUAUAAACUGGAGCUAUAUAAACUAAUUACGGGACUAGAUAUACCUCAUGUCAUUAUACAUAUGUGCAAAGUUUCAUUAGUUUCAUUACAAUGCAACGCAUAGUUUUAAAAUUAAAGAACAAAACUCCGUUUGUAUGGGAAGGUGAAAUUCGGCCAAGCUGGCCGGGGACUCUCAUGGACACUACGAUGUGGGGUGCGGUUGGGACGGUUGGGUUUAAAAAAAAAUGUAAAUAAUUAUGAAAGUGUUAAAACUGAAAGCGUUUAUUUUUAAUUAUAUGUUAAUUCAACUAUAUUUAAUUUCAGAUUUAUUUGAGGCAUAGACGCAUUUGUCAAUAUUGUACCUAUUUUCCAAAUGAUCAUUCAUCAGAAGUGAUAAAAACGUGUCUAUAACAGACAUGUUCCACUGUCAAAUUUGGUUGUCAUGUACUUAAAUUAAUAAACGGCAUUUAAUAAAUUUACUUGCAUUAAAUAUUUAUAAAUUAGUUUUAAUAUAAAUUCAAACAAUGUUAAUACCUACUUGUCUAAUCAAACUCACCGAACUUCUUUUAACAAUAGCGUGCCUAGUGCUUCACCACUACAGUUACGACCUAACAGAUGUGUCUACUCUGAUCCUAUGCUCCGGGACGUAUGUCGGCUUCAUAGUGGUGCUUUCGGGGGAAAUUGUCGGGGAGAUGAUAUUCGCGCCGCUGGACCUCCUCCAAGACAUGUAUUUUGGCAUUGUGGGCAUGAUCAUGUUUUCCGUCUGCGGCGGCCUGGUGCUCUCCGCGCGGCUGAAGCCCUCGAUCGUCCCUCGCACCGGAGACCCUACAGCCGGCACCAUAGCAGCAAGUUUGGCCCUUCUCAACGCUUUACUCAUGUUUCUGGAUCUGAGCAUGGGGUAUUUGGACUCUGAGGAAUUUAACGAGGAAACCAGCGUGUGAUAGUAAGCUUAAACGUUGAGAAGUGAACUUUUUAGUAAGUCCGUGCUGAUCAAAAAUGCAAAUGCAAAACGAAUAAAUAUUGAAAUCCGUUCGAACGAUUCGAUAUACUCCGGAUUAUAGGACUGACAAUCGAUAUCCGGCAGCUUUUCCUGUCCUAGAUUAUUCACAACACAAGUGCACUUCUCGCCUUGUAGCUCGUAGUUUACCAUGUCAUAUAUUAUCAUUGCAGUGUUUUAUGAUAAACUCAAUUGUUUGUAUAAAUGCGACUUUUAUGUAAAUUAAAACCUCCAAAUUAAAAUUUUGAUUCCUUAUUAUUUUAAGUCCGUGCUUUUAUGGAAUUAAAACAUAAUUUUAUAGGGUGCGAUA